UCUUUUCUCCGAAGUUAGGGCUUCUGAUAAACCCUAAACCCUUAAUCCUCCUUCAGUGUUCCUCAUUUCUCUGAAAUUAGGGCUUUUUCUCGCUUUUAUCGUUAAAGUUCUACGAUACUGUAAUUUUUUCUUCGAUUGAAGAAUUGGAAAUGGCUGAAGCUGCAGAAAGAGAGACGAAAAGGAGCGAAAUGCUUACUCUGUGCCUCCCAUCUCUCUCUGAGGAUGAUCCCCUUUUCUCCCAAAAGAAGGAUUUAGUACAUGGCAGCGACCUGACGUUUAAAUUUCAAGUGCCUGUGCCUUCAAAUAGAGAAGAGGUGUUCCAUAUAUUUGAACAAAUCGUCAGAUCUGCAAGAAUAUUGUAUCUAGAUGAGGUAGAGCUAUAUUUUAUGGAAGAUGAUGAUUAUGGUCCCUUUAGCUGCAGAAAUGAGCUUGAAUCCCUUAAUACAAUACUCUUAAUGAUUAGUUCCUUGAUAUCUUGUGCUAAACCUGAUGGGUUGGAAGUCUUGCAAAUCUUACAAAAUGCAACUGUGGCUAUGAUAAACUCUGUCGGUGCUAAAUACACAGACUACAUGGUUGCUAAGGACUUUCCUGUUGAUGCUAAAGAGCUGUUAAAAUGGGGGGACAGUUGUGGCAUAAGAACAAAGCUGAAGAUUGCUUAUUUUGAAGAAGCUGGAAGAGGAGCAGUUGCAUCAGAAGAUAUUAAAAUUGGUGACAUAGCUCUGGAGGUUCCUGAGUCGCUUAUCAUAUCUGAGGAACAUGUCCGUGAAUCUGAUAUGUUUGACGUUUUGAAAGAACUGGAUGAUGUUAGCUCUGAGACAAUGUUGUUGUUGUGGAGUAUGAAAGAGAGGAGGAACUCCAAUUCCAAGUUCAAGAUCUACUUCAAGACAUUGCCAGAAAAGUUUAAGACAGGAUUGACUUUUGGAAUUGAUGCUCUUGCUGCUCUUGAAGGAACCCUACUGUUUGAAGAACUAUUGCAGGCUAAAGAGCAUUUGCGCCAGCAGUAUGACGCAUUGUGUCCUACUUUAUUUGCUAAAUAUCCCAAGAUAUUCCCACCAGAGCUAUAUACCUGGGACUGCUACCUGUGGGCUUGUGAACUUUGGUAUUCAAAUGGCAUGAAGAUUGUUUGUUCUGAUGGAAAGCUGAGAACUUGCCUGGUUCCUGUUGCUGGACUUCUUAAUCAUUCGCUAUGUCCACAUGUAUUACGCUAUGGCAGAGUGAAUUCUGAAACAAAGUCCUUAAAGUUCCUUGUAUCAAGACAUUGUGGUGAAGGAGAGCAAUGCUAUCUUAGCUAUGGAAGCCUCCCUGGAUCUCAUCUAAUCACCUUCUAUGGAUUUCUCCCAAAGGGUGACAACCCUUAUGAUGUUAUACCUUUAGAUUUUGAUGUCCCAUCUGCUGAAAAUGAUAGCUCGUGUCAAAGUGGUGAACCAGCAAGAACCAGUCACAUGGUGAGGGGAACAUGGUUGUCCAAGAGUAGCAAGCCCCAUACAUAUGGGUUGUCCCCUCCAUUAUUGGCCCACCUCCGUUCUAUUUUGAGGAGCAGUGACAUUGAACUCCAUGCUGAGUUUCAUGGACAAGAUGAAGAAACUGAAAGGGCUGUUCUCGAUACGCUAAUCUCGGUCUUUAGUCCCAUGUUGGAGGGGCUCGGUGACACUAACGAAAUUGAUCGAGAAAAUCCCAGCUGGGACGUAAAGCUAGCAUUAGACUACAAAGAUUUGUUAAGAAGGAUUAUAUGCUCUGUUCUGGACUCUUGCGCGGCUGGCAUAAGAGAAUUAGAUUUGUCUCUAGUCCAACACUAAAAGGUGUUCUGAGUCACGCCGCACUUUAUUAAACAAGUUAUAGCAGGAAUAAUCAUCAAAGACUGUGGCAAUUGUAUAAUGGGUGGGUUUAUGAUGAGGUUGGCGUGAUGGGAUUCCAUGUGAAAAUUCGCUGUAUGUGGUCUCUCUCUCUCUCUCUCUCUCUUGAUUAUGUUAGCUUUAAAUUAAAGUUAGAAGAGUAUGGACCAUUCGUCUCUUGUGAUUUUGGUUAUCUGUUGGGCUUUUUAAGUUACUGCGUUCGUGUACGUGUUUCUUGAAGUGGGAAUGUUGGAGGGGAUAAAUUAAAGGCAAAUUAUGAACCAUUGUGGUGGAUUGUUCCUUUGUCCACUUUGUGUGAUUGUUAUGGGAUUUUAAUAGUUUCCAGAAUGUUCGCCAUCGUGGAGCUUGCUAAAAUUAAGUGGCUUUUUGACUCA
Molecule: messenger RNA, 2227 nt
Organism: Asparagus officinalis (garden asparagus)
Lineage: Eukaryota; Viridiplantae; Streptophyta; Magnoliopsida; Asparagales; Asparagaceae
Exons: 12
Coding region: 150-1796 (548 amino acids)
Biological process (GO): peptidyl-lysine monomethylation
Cellular component (GO): nucleus
Molecular function (GO): protein binding; protein-lysine N-methyltransferase activity
Source: RefSeq, a predicted model, not a curated record